Trichoderma gamsii is the source of this 1806-nucleotide messenger RNA. RefSeq lists its product as hypothetical. The record is from RefSeq and is a predicted model, not a curated record. Gene Ontology annotation, molecular function: RNA polymerase II cis-regulatory region sequence-specific DNA binding; DNA-binding transcription factor activity. Lineage: Eukaryota; Fungi; Ascomycota; Sordariomycetes; Hypocreales; Hypocreaceae. Gene Ontology annotation, biological process: regulation of transcription by RNA polymerase II. The transcript is spliced from 3 exons. Bases 1 to 1806 code for a protein of 601 amino acids.
AUGGCUCCCAACGUUUACAAUGCAUGCGCCAGGCGCGUGACGGAACACUACCUCGCCUGCAAGUCCAUCACAGACGACAUCCAGGCCAUCCGUCAACAAAUUUCAGGUAGUAGCGGCCCUGAGAAGCAAGACCUCGAAACAAUGCUCGGAAUUCGGAUCCAGGACAAAGCGGAUGAAGCUCGUGCCGGCAUCGACGCGCAGAUCGAACUCCUCAACCUGGUAAAGGAUUCCGACUGGAUCACCGUCCCCGUCACCAUCCUAACGGAGCUCAAUCGGACCUUUUCCGGAAACGCUCUCGACCAAUUGCGAGUACAGUUCGAGGUUGACCGCGACGCUGCCAUUUCUGGCGAUGGUCGAUUGGGUGGCUCCAACCCAAAUGCUUUGAGACUACCCUCUCGGCAGACAAGGAGACAGACUCGUUUGGCAGUGAGACGGCUACUUGCUGAGGUCUCGGCAAACAUUGUGCCCUUCGACCCGACAGUAGACUAUGUGCUCGACAUCCCGGCACCGAAAAGGCCUCGCCUCAAGACUCCUGAAGAAUUGCCCCCCCUCACCCCAGCAACUCUUCCCGCCAAUGCUUUUUCCCUCCCUGAGCAGAUCCCGCCGCCAUCAAAUGGCCCCAGGCGUUCAUCCCGUGUCUCCGCUGCCCCAAAAGUCAACUACUUCAAUGACUUUGCCGAUAUUGGUGGAGAGUCUGAGCCCAGUCCUGAUGAUGUCGAGCCAGAAGACUCAUCCGACGACGACAUAAUGUCCAUUGUUGACGUUGAUGAGAUGUUCGAUGACUUGGAAGAGGUCGACGUGAAAGACGGUCCAUCUAGAGCCACAAAAAUCCCCUCGGACAGUGACAAGUACGAAGCUUUCACUGAUGAGAAUGGGCGUAUUCGGAUCGGACCUCAACCAAUGGCACCAUCGGUACACAUCAACUGCAGCAAAGUGAGGCGCCGACAGCAGCAAAUUGACAGGCACUUGCGACUAUACAGGAGUCGACUUCUCGUGGGCCCUGGAACGCAACAGGAGAUUUUACUACCACUGCUACCUCUGCUACCACUGCUACCUCUGCUACCUCUGCUACCUCUGCUACCUCUGCUACCUCUGCUACCUCUGCUACCUCUGCUACCUACAUCAGGCCGCAGAGAAUUGGAAUACCUUCUAACUUGGGCCACCAACAAAACCAUGUACAACUAUUCGUCAAUGGACUGGAACCCGCUUCGAAAGCUUAUCAGCAAGGUCCCUAUCUCGCAUUCUUACUGGGACGUUGAUCCCACUCUUGGAGACAAGUUGUGGAUGGGCGAAUGGGACCGAACCAUCACGCCUGUUGCGCCACCAUCGCCAUCCUUCAAGAUGUUGCUGGUCCCCAUCGACCCCUGGCUCUUUGGCACGCAAGACCACCUGGUAUUCAAAUGCCUAGACUGUCCAGAAAGCUUUAAAACCGCCGGACUUCUCCUUAAACACUGCCGACAGGAGCACGACAACGAGGCAAUCGACGAUACUGAGAGCCAAGGCCCAGAUGACUUCACAGAGGAUUUCUGGAAGUUAGCGUGCAAUGGGUGUGGGAAAACUUUUCCAAUUUAUACGAGCUUGCAACACAAUAUCUCGUCUGCGGUAUGUACCGACACGUCAACACAUAAGUGCCCUGAGUGUGGCAAGAUCUUCGAUGUAUCGACUAACCCCAGACACCAUAUGCUCACCUACACCGAUGAGCGACCUUUUGAAUGUCAUAUUUGUGGUGCAGGCUUCAAAGACAAGACGGUGUUGAAAAGGCACCUGGUAACGCAUUCCGAUAACAAGUCAGGAAAUGAAAUUUAG